Messenger RNA from Frankliniella occidentalis (western flower thrips), 3731 nucleotides. RefSeq lists its product as uncharacterized. The record is from RefSeq and is a predicted model, not a curated record. The transcript is spliced from 3 exons. The coding region runs from base 772 to 3669 and encodes 965 amino acids. Lineage: Eukaryota; Metazoa; Arthropoda; Insecta; Thysanoptera; Thripidae.
AAGAAAAAAACUUCAAAAAUAAAACUGUUGAACAGCUAUUUUAAGUUAUGGUGAGAUUUAAUCUAACCGAGACUGAGUGGUGCAGGCUCUUACAUUGUCGAUUCAGUCAAUUUCCAUUUUGAUUCUCUGGUACACAGUUGACCAAUAAGUUAUUGCAACUCCUUGCUGAUUUCUGAAUAAUGUAUUGGUCUAGAAUGUAUGCUCAAUAUCCCCAUUGCCUCUAAAUGACAACGACUUUCAUCUUCCAGGGGAAAAGAAGUCCUUCGGCUAGCCCUGAUCCCUUCCGUCAUGUGACCCCAUUUGAAACUCAUGAGCAGCACUGGAGAUCGAGAGGACUUCGGUGCUUUGUAAGAUCGCCUGCUACUUCCCUUCAUUAAACCUAACACCCCUUCCCGUAAGAAUUCGGGUGCUGUUAGUUCGUCUGAGGCGGGCCGCCCUGGAGGCCACCCCGCCGUUUGGUCGAUACUCGCCGGUGCCUCGCGCCCUCUGGCUGCCUCCGGCUGCCUCGCUCCGGUGCGCCGCGGAGGCCGUCGAGUCUGGUCGGGCCGAGGCUCGGCAGGGGCUGCAGCGCCCCGUCCUUGCGAUACCCCGCGGCCGCCGUGUCCACCACCCCCGGCCGUCCGGCCAUCCGUCUGUCCGUCUGUCUCUCCGUGCGGUCGACGCCGGGCGCGUGUCCCGAGCACCGCGACGUUCUAGCCCGAGAGUUAGUGUUUAUCGCUUUGCCUACCGUGGCGGAGCUCUGGUGUAGGUCCUCUGCAGCGCGUCGCAAACAUGAAGACAGCAACCAAGGUGGCGGGCUUCACAGCCGAAGGCGUGUUCGUGAAGCUCUCCGUACCUGCCGGCAUGGACGCGGCGCUCCAGGGCCUGACCAGAGAGGUGCUGCGUCACCAGCCCGCCGACAUCUACUGGUUCGCCGCGCAGUACUUCGAGAACCUCAUCCGCUCCAGAGCAGGGGAAACCACGAGCAUCCGCGAGUCACAUACAUCUAAGGGCACGAGUCGAGUAGCGAAGACCAGUUCGGUUAAGUACAGCGGCAAUGCGGCCUCGCUGGCGGCAACCACUGGGACUGUCGCCGUCCUCACCGCAGCUUCUGCCUCUCAUCCCUCAGCGCCGCCAUGGGAGGAGACUACCAGAGUUGAGCAUAUCACAACCACUCAAUCCUCGACGACUCUGUCCACCGUCGUAUCUCAGUCGGAAUCAUCCCAGAUGGCGCUAGGGAAUGAUUCAGGCAAGACUGAAGUAACGUCACAAAGCAGCGAGGAUGCAUCGCAACACGAACAUGGCGCUGGAGUUGUCAAAUCACAAACAGGGAAGAGUACAAAGAAAAGGAACUCAAAGACAUCGAAGGAAAAGGAAGGGAAAACUGCUUCCGUUGUUGGUAGUCGGGCCCAUAUUAUUUCCAUUGAGAACAAGAAAGUUGAAAGUGACCACGCUAUCGAAAAGUAUGGUGAAAUGACAAGCCAGGUCUCCUCGAUUGUUCAGGAGAUAGCGCACGAUACAGUGCUGAAAACUAAAGAAAUCUCAAUGAAAGUGUCUGAUUUAGGUUCAAAGACAGAGCAUGCUAUAGAGAAGGGAAAGCAGGAGACGCAGGAGCCUCUCACCGAACUUCAAACCAAUAACUCAAAGGGAAAAAGAGGAACACGGCGCCUGAGGCGUCAGACAAAGUCUGUUGAUAGCUCUUCAGAUAUAAGUGAAAAGGCAGACAGGUUUAAUUUAGAUAAAACAAAUAACUCUACCGAAACAACAAUAGAGAAAGAUGCUUUAUCCGUGACAUUGCCAGUAGAGCAAACCGAAAAAGCAUCAGGUCAUAUUGCGGCUGACUCAAUCGAACUAAAAUCCUUACAUGGUUCUGGAGACCAACACGACGUGAAUAACCUAAGAAUCGCCACUCAGGAAUUAUCAAAUCGAAAUGAAACUGUGAAUCUGUCAGCUUCUCCGAUGGAAGACUUUGCCCACCAAAGCUCAUACAAAGCUUUAAGCCAGGAAGUUGGUGAAAAUUUUUCUGAGCUAAAAGCAGAAGAAGUCUGCAUUCAGUCCGAGGGGAGUGUCAGAAAGAGCUCCAAGCAUGACAUUUUGCAGGAGACAUGCGAGGAUGGCUCACACAAGACGGUCGAGGAAAAGGCUGAGGAAACGAAAGAAGAAAAACACGAGGCUCGUGAAAAAACAAGUUUGGAACGCAAGAGCAACGUGCAAGUUGACGAAAAUGGAGGUAUUGUAGAAGAGGAAAUUACUAUUACGACAACUGAGCAAAGUUUAAAACACGAGACUACAGUCUCCAAGUCCUGGACCAUGGAAACGACAAUCGAGACGCUGGCCGACGGGGAGACCCGUGUCAUUGAGCGCAUGAUAAUUCACUCGCCGCCACCAGGUUCAGCAGCCGAUUUAGAGAAAGAAGGUAUGGCAUCAGGUGAAGGCAAUCAUGUCAAAUCUGACCUAGAAGUGGCGAAGGAAGCCACAAGUCAGGCUUUAUCACAAACAACUGCAGAAACAUUGGAGUCCUCUGAAGGCGUAGACCGUGACUCUAUUGUUACAACUACGAACAUUUUGAAAGAUUCACCUCUUAAUAACCAGGCAGCAACGGACGAAACUAAAGAAUUUGGUAUAGUUGACGCCACACAUGCAAGAAAAUCUAUAGAGAAAAUUGGUGCUGCUCUUCAAAGUGCAGAGAAAACUCUUGAAGAUGUUACAAGCGUCGAUGGGGUUACAAAUGUGUCCAUAGCAAAGCACUCCAAAACAGAUCACAAUGCUUCAGAAAAAGGCUUGCAACUUGAAUCUAGUACUACGGAAACCACCAAGCUCGAAGAUGCAACUACGCAAAGGGAAUUCGGUUUGAUUGAUCUUCAGGAUGCAAAGAAGUCUUUGGAGCAGAUCACAAAUGCUUUGUCAGAAGCAGAAGAAUCUUUUCCACUGCAGCGAUCUCACGGCGAUGCCAGAGAAAUAUCAAAUGUUCAACAGAGUGAUGUAGAUGAGGAUGGGAAAGAAACUUUUCACAAAGUCAGCGAAACAUCUAACGACCGACACGCCGAUGUAGAUGAGAAUGGCGACGAACUACUCAAGGAAGGCACGGUUUAUGAUAGAAAAAUAACUGUACUAGCUGGAGAAACCCUAACUUCAAUUGGUGAGGCGGCAAACGUUUCCCUUCAAUCUGAGAUUUUAAAAACUGAUGCCUUGUCUGAGACUACAGAACACAUCAGCACUGUAGAAAGUACUUCAAACUCCUCAAUUAUCCUGCAAUCCGAAACUGGAAACGGAAGUGACAGCAUACUUGACGUGCCUGACACAAGCGUAGAAAAAAUGCACCAAAAAAUUAAGACCGAUGGUCCAUCAGAGGUAGAUGAUAAUCUCAACGGAACUGUAAUAGAAAGCACGAAAGAUGUAACGAAGGUUUCUCGUAACAGGUCAAACAGCAGUGAUGCCAGUCUAGAUGGACCUGGAGAGGUUGACGAAAACGGAAAGGUUCGCUCGAUUGUUGUGCAGGGAGAUUUCAAACAUUCUCCUGAAAGAGUGGUCGACACUACAGCAAGCCCUGAUGGGACAGACACGACGCGUCGUGUUACCCGACGCGUCAGAUAUACGUCCGAUAUGACGAAAAUCCGACCAAAACGGUCCGAAAAUUGUCGUAUUCGACCAAAACACGACUACGACACGUCGUAUUUUGGUCAAACAUGACAAUAACACGGCAGCAUGACGAAAAUACGACGUCGUGUGUGCGUCGGACACCCGACGUCAGC